Saprolegnia diclina VS20 is the source of this 408-nucleotide messenger RNA. RefSeq lists its product as hypothetical. Gene Ontology annotation, biological process: double-strand break repair. Gene Ontology annotation, molecular function: nucleosome binding; ubiquitin-protein transferase activity. Gene Ontology annotation, cellular component: site of double-strand break; nucleus. NCBI's taxonomy places the organism in Eukaryota, Oomycota, Saprolegniomycetes, Saprolegniales, Saprolegniaceae. The transcript has a single exon. The record is from RefSeq and is a predicted model, not a curated record. The coding region runs from base 1 to 408 and encodes 135 amino acids.
AUGGUGCGUGUCGAGGUCGACCGCGACGACGUCCUCUGCGCCAUCUGCCUCGACGUGCUCACGGCGCCGACGACGCUCGCCUGCGGCCACUCGUUCGACCUGCGCUGCGUCCGUCGGCUACACAAGGCGACCAGCGCGCUCGCCUGUCCCGUCUGCCGUGCCCCGAUCAAGCCGUCCCACCUACAGGUGCUGCGCGUCAACACCUUCCUCGCCACCCUCGUCCAACGCGCCGCCCCUCUCGAGCAUGCGGAGGUUGUAGCAUGCCUCGACGACGAGGCCACGGCGCCGCCGAUCCUGGUCCUCGACACGUCGCCGCCGCUGACCAAGAUGCCGGGCUUCCUCUUUGCCUGCUACGCGCUCAUCGUCGGUCUCAACGCCGUUGCCAUCUACCGACUCGUUUGCCUAUGA